AUGGAGCCAACUGUCAUUCUUGAGAAAAUGGCAGAAGCCAAAGAAAUUCCGUCUGAAAAUGUGACUGCUAUCCGUCCAAGCAAAAGGAGGAAGAAUAGGCGUUCCCUCUUCAGUUAUACCAGGACCAAACAUAAUGUGUCUGUUUCUAAAUCAUAUGAACCAGCAACCUCUGAACAUUUCGCUGGUUUCUCAAACAACACUGUCCUAGGUACAAUAAAUGGGAGAACAACACCACCUUCAGAUUUCUGUGGAUUUUCUGAUGAUGAGAUAUCCUUGUCAAUGAUACGGAAAACUCUCCACCCUCUCUACGGUCACUGCGAGGAUAUGUUUGAUGAGUGUGGUCAGACAGUAUGCACCAUUGGUAGCAAGUACCCUCACGAGCACAUAAUGAAGGUACAUAUGAUCAAAAAUGAAAGGAAAGUCCGUGUCCUAUCUCUUUUCGAUGGCGUUGGAAGCGGGCUGCUGGUUUUAAAGCACCAUUUGAACCUCGAUGUAGAUGUUUACUAUUCUGCUGAAAUUUGUGAGAACGCUCUGAUGGUGCAAAGCAAUAAAUUUUCUGGCGAAAUUGUGAUGUUAGGUGAUGUGAGGGGAUUGAAAGGUGAUCUACUGGAUGUGCUGGGAAGAGUUGAUUUGCUGAUUGGAGGGCCACCAUGUAGCCAGGUGUCAUCUGUGAAUGCAAAUAAAAAAGGGCUCUCUGAUCCCACAUCUGAAUCAUGUCUCUACAAGGAGUUCAUCCGAAUAAGGGACAUCAUGAUCCAAAAGGCAGCUGAGCAUGGACAUCUCUUCCUAUGGAUGAUGGAGAUGACAGCUCAUAUGGAACUUAAGGACUGGGAAACCAUGACUCGUGAUGUGGGGCAGAAACCUCUCAAGACAGAUGCAGGAUGGUAUCUGCCAGUGAAUAGGGAAAGACUGUUCUGGACCAAUGUUCCCCAGAUAGAGGAGCAGGAGAGUAGAACAAGUCCCAUUAAAAUUGAUGAACUGCUGUGCCCGGGCCGUAAG
This is a messenger RNA of Frankliniella occidentalis (western flower thrips), 999 nucleotides long. Its product is annotated as DNA (cytosine-5)-methyltransferase 3C-like. The transcript has 8 exons. The annotation marks the transcript as partial. The record is from RefSeq and is a predicted model, not a curated record. Gene Ontology annotation, molecular function: methyltransferase activity. Gene Ontology annotation, cellular component: nucleus. Lineage: Eukaryota; Metazoa; Arthropoda; Insecta; Thysanoptera; Thripidae.